AUGUUGUCCAAAAGGAUAACUUACAUGGAACCUUCACAAAAUGAAACCCAAUCAUAUAAGUCAAUACAGAAUUCCAAGCGCACUGUGAAUGUAAGUUCUGGCAACAGGCUAGUUACAAUGACAGCAGUUGCUGUCAGUCCAACAAAUGGAACAUCUAAGAGAACAUCGCGCAGUUUAUCUAAUUGCUUAUAUUCCACCCUUUGUGACCCCACUCUGAUAUGCAAUGUGCUUCGUCAACAGCUAAUAGGCAAAUUCCUGAAUCCAAUAACUGGAAAAGGCACCUGGCUGCUAGCAUGCAUGCCUUCUCAGGGGUCAUGUACAAAAUAUCGUACCCACCACGUUGAGCAUUUGCAUACACAUUAG
Molecule: messenger RNA, 363 nt
Organism: Striga asiatica
Lineage: Eukaryota; Viridiplantae; Streptophyta; Magnoliopsida; Lamiales; Orobanchaceae
Source: the annotation of a GenBank genome assembly